UUUAAUAUCCUUUGGUCUCAUAUGUCUGAUCAUUAACUGAAUUGUUCUACUUAUAAAAGAAACAGAGAUCACAUAUAUCUUAAUUACCUUGGUCCUCAUAUAUCUAUUCAUUUAAAUAUGAUUAUUAUACUUGUUGAUGUUGAACAGCCUGUUUGUGCUGUCAGUUGUUGACAACACAUGUCCGUAUGAGAAUCUUACUGCUGAUCACAUGAGACUAGGAUUUUUUUAUCACAAGUGCUUAUAAGCUUCCUUACACAAUUUUUGAGUAAUUUGGAAGUCACCUUCAUUCUCAUCAUUGAACAUACUCUUGUCGAGCAGUUCAUAGACAAGGCAGGACAUCAUAUUUGCUUUUGCUCUUAGUUGUGACUGGCUCUGUUUGCAAAAGUCGAUGCUCAUACUCGAGGUUUUGACCUUCUGAUAUUUUAUCUCCAGAUAAAAUGAGGCCAGAAGAUGUUGGGCUAAGCACGGAUUUACUCUUCUUUAAGUCCAAGAGUUCUUCCAAAGGAACUCCAAGGAUCACAUAUGCCACCAUAUACAAGUGUGAUAACUUUUCGAUGUGUAUAUUCUUCUUGCCCCCAAAAGCAGUUAUUCCUCUUCAUGACCACCCCGGAAUGACUGUUUUCAGCAAACUACUUGUAGGAUCAAUGCAUAUAAAAUCUUUCGACUGGCUCGAUCCUGCCACAUCAAGUUUCUCUACACCCUCAGCUAAAUUGAGACUGGCAAAGUUGGUGCUUGAUUCUGAGUUCACUGCUCCUUGCAACACCUCCAUUCUUUAUCCAACAACUGGAGGGAACAUCCAUACCUUCACAGCCAUCACACCAUGUGCUGUGCUUGAUGUUCUAGGACCCCCUUACUCGAAGGAAGAUGACCGUGACAUUACUUACUAUCAGGAUCAUCCCUACAGGAAAUAUUCAGAUGGUGAUACUGACCAAGGUGGAGUGGAGGAUCAUUGCCAUGGAUGGUUGGAAGAAAUUGAUGUAUCCAGGUAUUUGAAGAUGGAUGGUGUGGCGUACCUGGGCCCACAGGUUAUAGAUGGUUGACAACAGUUCUGACCAGUUUUAGGUCAAUACUCCCCAUUUGGAGCAGUGAUGUCAUUUACUUCUUUUCUUCUUCUUAAGUUUCUUUUUCCCGUUUUGUGAGUCUGAUGUCAAGAUGUGCAAAGGUGGAAUUGUUUUGAAGGUGAUAACACCAUGGUUUUGUACUGCCUGGAUUAUCAAUAUCUGUUCAACUCCUAGUCAUGGACUUCACUUUUUCUCUUUGAUUCUGGGCUAUGGCAAUGGUCAAAUUCAUUCA
Messenger RNA from Musa acuminata subsp. malaccensis (wild Malaysian banana), 1293 nucleotides. The record is from RefSeq and is a predicted model, not a curated record. Lineage: Eukaryota; Viridiplantae; Streptophyta; Magnoliopsida; Zingiberales; Musaceae.